Molecule: messenger RNA, 162 nt
Organism: Laccaria bicolor S238N-H82
Lineage: Eukaryota; Fungi; Basidiomycota; Agaricomycetes; Agaricales; Hydnangiaceae
Exons: 2
Coding region: 1-162 (53 amino acids)
Source: RefSeq, a predicted model, not a curated record
AUGGCUGCCGUUUUCGUUAUCGUGAUUCAUUGUACAGCUAUUACUGUCCGUAUCCUCUCGGCUGCUUCUUGGAAUCGUAGGAGUUCUUCUGGCGAACUGGGACUAUCGAAGAACUUCUCUGGCUCGCAUAUCGAUCCUAUAAUCUCACCCUUUCUUAUAUAA